CAGCAGUCCAUUCGAGUCACAGACAUCAAUUACAUCGUCCACUUCGUCAAUUCGCUAUUCAUAUGUCUUGCAGCAACCGAUAGUCAGUGCGACGCCGGACAAUCGACUUACCACAUAGAUUUUGGCCUCCAACACAAUGCGCGUUACUCGCGCUGCGCAACGCGCCCAGCAGGACGUCGAAGAAUUGAUCGAGGCACCCGAGGUCAGCGACCGCGCACUUAAAGACAUUGAGCCGAAUGCAUCUUCACCUGUAGCCCAGACCGAGGAGCCCUUGCCUGCAAAGACGCCCGCGAAAACACCAGCAAAGAGGAGCAAGGGCAAAGGCGGGAAGAAGGGCACCAAGAGCAAGAAGGCGCAGUCAGAAGAUGUCGAAUCGGUACAGGCUAUCGAAGAAGCUGAACAGCGAGAGACUACGGGCUCAGCUGGCGAAACCGUGGAGCAUGAACCGACCCAAGAGCUUGCAGAUGGCGGUACUGAACCCUCAAACAACAAAGAAGACUUGAACGCACGGCAAUCUUCUGCACUCAGACUUACGCGCCGCCAGCUUGCGAAGUUCGAAGAAGAUGAGACACUCGGCAGUUCAGAACGCGCGCCCUCUACCCGAGAAGAAAACGCGACCGAAGACACAGUGAAUCCGGUUGUAGAGCCAUCUCAGGCAGCUGUUCACGAGAAGACUCGUACCUCUCCUGAACAGGAUGACAUGCCAACCAGGCCAAAUCAGCCCAUUGAAGUCGAGCCAAGAUCAGCACCAAAACCUGUGCGAAGUACGCGACGUCAACAGACAAAGCUCGAAGAAGAACGUGGGGCGCAAGGCUCAGAGAAGGCCGCAGAAAAGGACAUUGAAGGAUUCGAAGCACCUCCCGGGGCGGAGCAUGAUGUUGCGACCAAGGGAGACGACUUGGUCGCAGAUGCCACAGAAGGCGAACCUGAAGUGGCGCCAAAGCCCAAACGUCUUACCCGACGACAACAAGCGAAGCUCGAUGAAGAGCAACAGCAGGCGCAAGUCGAGCAGCAAACCACACCUGAUCCAACUGAGGCGGUUGUUGUGGAUGCAGUCACAAAGCCACAAGCUGUAAUUGUGGGAGAAGAGCAGACCUCCGAACAGAUGCCCGCAAAGGAGGUUAGCGAAAUUGAGGAUAUCGCGCUGACACCAGCGUCUGCCGUAGAGGAGCAGUCAACAGUGGAAGAGGAGCUUGAAAUAAGGUCAUUAAGAGCAGUUGAAGAAGUCAAGUCAGCACUGAAGAGGGAGAGUCAAGAUAUCGAGGUCCAGGUGUCUGAAACUGUACAUGAAAACGACCGUUUUGACGGGACAGUUGAGACGCGUCCAGCAACACCCACAGACGCCGAGUUCGAAGCGGAACUUGGAGGGCAGGUCGACGAUUCAGUUACUCAUGAACCUGUACCUUCACUCGAAAUUACUUUAGAAGCAGAACCAAAGAUGCUAUGCGAUGAGAAACCGUUCGAAGCAUUGGCAUCUACACCAAAGAUGAAGCAAGGCUCGAUUCGACGAAGAUCACGAAGUCCAUCAAAGUCUCCAAUGCGUAUCGAAGAAUCAAUAUCGGCUAUCGAUCGACUCGAGGAGGAUCUCGAGUCUAUUGGCAAAGCAAUUCCCGACCUUGGUCAGUCUGAUGAGGAGAUACAGCAUUUCACAAAGUCUACUGCUUUGCGUGGAAAGACACCCAGCAAGACGCCUAUAAAGGCGCUUGCCGCCCGAGCUCCAGCGAGAAUUACAAGCAAGGCAUCAACCAAGACGCCCUCCAAAGCACCCAUCACUACGAAGGCGCCAGUCGCUUCGAGAAUCUCAAAGGUGCCAAAUGCCGCCCCUAAGAGCGUGAAACCUACCACAGCGUCUCUUAUGCGGGCAAGUAGCGUCCGCAGUGCCCCGGUCAAAGAUGGCGGGAAGCCUUCGACUGAGACAGUCGAUUAUCUGGCGUCCAAGCGCCGCCCUAUCAGUUUGUCUUUUCCCACACCUCCACCACCACCGAAGGGCAGGGCGCCCACGAAAGCGACCUUCCAAUUGUCCAGCGACAAUGUUGCGGCAAGGCUCAAAGCGCAGAAAGAGGAGCGUCUGAAGCGAGAGGCAGAAGGCGCAGCCGCUCCAAAACAGCGACCACUCAGUAUGCCACCACCACCCAAGUCGACAAAGCCACCCACAGUACCAAGUUUCCAACUUCCUGGUGAGGCGACAGCCGCAAAGCUAAAGGCGCAGAAAGAAGAGCGCCUGAAGCGUAUGGAGAAAGUGGGGAGAGCUGAAAAGACCGCCACACGACCGAUCAGCAUGCCUCCGCCGCUCAAAUCGACAAAGCCAGUGACAAAAGCCAGCUUUCAGCUGCCGGGUGAAGCGACAGCAGCACGAUUAAAAGUACAGAAAGAAGAGCGUAUGAAGCGCAUGGAAGAGGCUGAAGCUGCCAAAAAGGCCACUCUUGCUGCGCCAGUUCGAAAGCCAAUCGCCCAUCGACCGAGAGAAUCCUUGCUUGUCAGAGACGCACCAGGUGUCAGCAUUCCACUACCUCAACGGACGGACGUCCCGCAGCGCUCAACGUCGCUGGCAAGCAAGCGGAGCAGUAUCAUUGGACCCUCGGGUUCGCGCUCGACGUCGACAUCGUCGGCGAACCGCAACAGUAUUCUGCUCGCACAGUGCGGUAAAUCAACAGUUGGUUCUGCAGACGCUGCAGCUCUGAAGAUGAAGGGCAAACAAGUUUUCAAUCGAGACACGAUCGAAAAGCAGGCGAUGGAGCGUGAGCGAAGGGAAAGGGAAGAAGCAGCCAAGAAAGCAAGAGCAGAGGCUGCCGAGAGGGGGAGAAUUGCAUCAAGAGAGUGGGCUGAGAGGCAACGACAGAAACUAAUGGGAUAAAAAAGGUCCCGUCAUGGAUCUCCUAUGAGUCUGCGUUCUGCUAUGGUGUUCUGGUUUGGGUAUAUCCCCUUGGGUCCUGGAUUGGCGUCUCUUGUUCUAAAUAUGUGGUCCUGUCAGGGCACACAAUACAUAUUCGCUAUUCAAUGCGAAGCAGAGCAGUACAUAUUUUA
Boeremia exigua is the source of this 3024-nucleotide messenger RNA. RefSeq lists its product as uncharacterized. NCBI's taxonomy places the organism in Eukaryota, Fungi, Ascomycota, Dothideomycetes, Pleosporales, Didymellaceae. The coding region runs from base 137 to 2854 and encodes 905 amino acids. The transcript has 2 exons. The record is from RefSeq and is a predicted model, not a curated record.